This is a messenger RNA of Limulus polyphemus (Atlantic horseshoe crab), 539 nucleotides long. Its product is annotated as monoglyceride lipase-like. The coding region runs from base 1 to 531 and encodes 176 amino acids. Gene Ontology annotation, cellular component: membrane. Lineage: Eukaryota; Metazoa; Arthropoda; Merostomata; Xiphosura; Limulidae. The transcript has 5 exons. The record is from RefSeq and is a predicted model, not a curated record. Gene Ontology annotation, molecular function: lipase activity.
AUGACCAUGGGUGGAGUGAUCUCGAUCUUAGCGUCACUGAAGAAGCCACGUGAGCUGAAAGGUAUUGUGGUGGUAUCAGGAGGUGUCACCUGGAACCCCGAGGGUGCCACACCAUUUAAGCGUUUCGUAGCUAAAUGGUUUGGCUGGCUGGUCCCCAACUUCCCCGUGAGCACCAUCAUAGAUCUCGAUUUAGCUGUUCGAACAAGUGAGUCUAAGGAACUACUUAUAAAGGAUCCGCAUACUUUCAAAGGUACUUGGUUAAAAGCAGGCUGGGCAAGAACCGUGAUGAACACUAUACCGAAUCUGUACGACCAAAUGCAUAAUGUUGACAUUCCUCUGCUGAUACUUCACGGCGGUCAGGACAAGAUAUGUGACGUAAAAGGUGCACAGGAGCUGUAUGAAACUUCUAACUCUCACGAUAAAAGUUUAAAGGUGUAUCCGAACUCUUAUCAUUGUCUUUUCCUCGAGCCAGAAGGUAUCGCAGAAGAAGUCGUAGAAGAAAUAAGAAGAUGGAUUAAGAACAGGAUGUAGAAAUGUGU